Molecule: messenger RNA, 1702 nt
Organism: Suillus discolor
Lineage: Eukaryota; Fungi; Basidiomycota; Agaricomycetes; Boletales; Suillaceae
Exons: 16
Coding region: 456-1508 (350 amino acids)
Source: RefSeq, a predicted model, not a curated record
AAAAUCGUCCAGGUGCCUUGACUUGAACUUGUUCAUUGAACAUGGCCAGGCACAUACAAAUGAUCAUUAUUAUUGCGAGGACCUUGCCACUGGCCAGCUUUCACGAACGUUUACCGAAUAUUUCCGAUCUAGGGACGACUUUUGGAUUCUGGAUGUUUUGACUCCACUUUCUAUUUACCUACGCGGCUCGGAGCACUCUCAGAGCAAUUUCAAAGUGUAGAUGAUACAAAAGCUGCGAUGCCUUUUCUUCCUCAGUGUUGCUCCCUUUCUCCGCCGAAAUCGAAGCGUCCGGGUCAUAACGUGCAGAAGAAGCCUUGCAUCAUUAUCAGCAGCUUGCUUAAACACAGCUCUGAGCUACAUACCCUCCUCCCCCCCUCUAUCUAUCAAGGCUAGAACGGCAGAACUACCUGACAGACUCCUGCUAUACCAGAAACAACGCGCCUUUCAUCUAUUAAAUGGAUCGGAAUUUGGCUUUGGAUAGCACAACCUCAGAGAACUGUUUUCGAAUAGCAUCCAUAUCCAUCGCGUUUUACGAUUAUCUUAUCACGCUUCCCGCAGAAUGGCGGUUUUACCGAAGUCAACCGUCAAUUUUCCGUAUCAGCCUUCCCUGCGUCCUGUUUAUUCUCAUACGCUAUUUCAGUGUCCUAGUCAUGAUACUCAGUAAUUAUGGAUACUUCGCCACCGGCUUUACCCAACAAACGUGUCGACAUUACUAUCUCGCGGCGCCUGCCUUCAAAGUUAUGCAAUCUAUGAUAUCACAGGUUAUCCUGGGUGUUAGGACAUUUAAUAUCGCAGGGAGAGACAGGAGGCUAGGAGUUGCACUGCUGCUGCUAUACCUCAUCACCGUUUCGGUGGAAUGGUUCACCAAUCUAUAUCACCGGAUCCCUGUCGUUGUUGAAGGAAACUGCACCCCGGUAAAUUCUGGCAAGGAAAUGUCUGCCUGGCUCUACUACCUCGUCGUGAUGUUGUAUGACCUCGUGAUGUUGACAAUUUCUACCAUACAUCUUCUGCGUUAUAAUCCUCUCAGCAGCAGAGUAAGUCGAUUGGUACGAGUCCUGAUAUAUGACGGUAUUGGAUAUUUUAUCGUGCUGUCAGCGACGAACCUAUUGAACCUCAUUCUUUAUCAUACGAACGAUUCCGAGGCUCAGUCGGCGGGGGCGUCACUGGGUUAUGCUGUAACAUGGAUUAUGAGCCAGCGGAUCCUCAUACAUAUACGAGAAAUGUCAGAGCCAGACCCUCGACGCCUCGAAAACGUGGUUCUCGCACGUCCCACCAUACAUAGCAGUUCGCGGAAGAACGUGAUGUCCGGUCUCCGCUCACAGUUCGAAUCUAAAGGCCACUCUAAAAACUCUAAAAGCCCCACUGGUCCAGAGUUCCCGCCCACAUCAUCUCGCAAUGGGCAUCCCGAAGACGUGGAACUUGCCAUACGUGUAUGCGGCGAGCGCUCGGUGAAAGUAGACUAUGGCUAUGACGAUUCGAAUUCGUGGGAUAAGCCGACGGUCAAAUGAGUCUGGAGGCACAAGCGCUUAUCAAGUCCGUGUUCGGUGCUACUAGUAUUGUCAGAAGUGCUUUGUUUGCGCAGGUUGCAUAUAAGAUACAAAGCGGUUUCAGCGAUGGAGUUACGGUCAAGGGGCUAGCUAAUGUGUUACUUUUGGGUUAUGUCGCCGUAUAUGUACUAUCUGCAUUAAUAUUGUUACCAGGG